AUGAAAAUAGCCAAAAAAGACGAAGAUUCAGGAGAUUUAGGAAUAUUUUAUCUCCUUGACAAAUCUACUGUACUUCAAGAAGCUCGUGUUUUCAAUGAAACACCAAUCAUUCCAAGAAAAUGUCGCCUAUUACUUACAAAGAUUAUAUAUUUAUUAUAUCUUGGUGAGCCAUUGGCAACUACAGAGGCUACAGAACUUUUCUUCGGUGUAACAAAAUUAUUUCAAUCUAAAGAUAUUGCUCUUCGUCAAAUGGUAUAUUUGGUUAUUAAGGAAUUGUCUACUGUUGCUGAAGAUGUUAUUAUGGUUACUAGUAGUUUGAUGAAGGAUAUGCAGCCAAAAUCUGAAGUAAUUUAUCGAGCAAAUGCAAUUAGAGCACUUUGCAAAAUUAUUGAUGCUUCAAUGCUUCCAAGCGUUGAACGUUUUCUUAAAGCAGCUAUUGUUGAUAAGACACCAUCAAUAUCAUCCGCUGCAAUGGUUUCUAGUUAUCAUUUAUUUUCUUCGGGAAAAGAUGUGAUUAAGAGAUGGGCAAAUGAAGUUCAUGAAGCUAUAAAUUCAAAGCCAUCUUCGCUUGUUGGAGCAGCAUCAUCAUAUUUAACAUCAUUUUCCUCAAGUGGAUCUUCAUACAACAUGCCACAAUCUACUAGCAAUAUCAAUCAAUAUCAUGCUUUAGGAUUAUUAUAUUUGAUCCGACAACAUGAUAGAAUGGCAGUAACAAAAUUAAUACAGCAAUUAUCUGGCGGCAGUAAUAGUAGAGGAAGCUUUGGUCCAUCUAGUAGUGUUUUACGUAAUCCAUUUGCAUAUUGUUUAUUAAUCAGAUACACCGCCAAAAUUUUAGAGGAUGAUCCUAAUUCAAGACAACAUACAUAUGAACUUUUAGAAGGGUGGUUAAGACAUAAAAGUGAGAUUGUGAAUUUUGAAUCGGCAAAAGCAAUAUGUAACAUCAAAGAUGUAACAAUCAAAGAAUUAUAUCCGGCUGUGAAUGAUAUGGAAAAUUUGAUUACAGAUCAAAACAGAAGUGUGGCUACUUUUGCUAUCACGACAUUAUUGAAGACAGGAAAUGAGGCUAGUGUAGAUCGUUUAAUGAAACAAAUUACAGGAUUCAUUUCAGAAAUUACAGAUGAAUUUAAGGUGAUUAUUGUAGAUGCAGUACGAUCUUUAUGUCUUAAAUUUCCAUCAAAACAAGUUGUUAUGCUUGGUUUCUUAAGUGGAAUUUUAAGAGAUGAAGGUGGAUACGAGUUUAAACGAGCUGUAGUUGAGGCUAUAUUUGAUUUGGUUAAAUUUAUACCUGAAUCCAAAGAAACGGCUCUAACACAAUUAUGUGAGUUCAUAGAAGAUUGUGAAUUUACAAAGCUUUCUGUACGUGUACUUCACCUCCUUGGAGUUGAAGGACCAAAAACUACUACACCUACAAAAUAUAUUCGUUAUAUAUAUAAUCGAGUGAUUUUAGAAAAUUCUACUGUAAGAGCUGCUGCUGUUAGUGCACUUGCGAAAUUUGGUGUAAGUGUAGAUGAUCCAGAAGUAAAAAAAAGUAUAAAAGUUUUACUCACUAGAUGUUUAGACGACAACGAUGAUGAAGUAAGAGACAGGGCAACAUUAUACUUAAAAUUAAUGGAAGAUGAAUCUGGCGCUGAAAAAUAUGUUAAAGAUGAUUCUACUUAUUCACUUGCUGCACUUGAAAGACAAUUGGUGCAAUAUGUAAGCAAUCCAGAGUCAGCAGAAAAACCAUUUGACUUGUCGUCUAUUCCUAAAAUCACUAAAGCUCAAGCUGAAGCAGAAAAUUCACAACCUCGAAGCUUUGAUUUGUCAGCUACGCAAACUAUUGGAGUAUCAUCACCCGUCGUUUCAGGAAUUGUUAAUUCUUCAAUUAUUAGUACUAGUAGAGAUGCAACCCCUACACCAGGAGUUGAUCAGCAACAAGUUUAUGUACAACAAUUGGAAAGGAUACCUGAAAUAGCAGCAUUUGGAGUCUUAUUCAAAAGUUCUAAAGCAAUUGAACUCACAGAAAGCGAAACAGAGUAUGUUGUUAGUUGUAUUAAACAUAUGUUCAAUGAACAUGUAGUCUUUCAGUUUAUUAUCAACAAUACACUUAAUGAACAAUUGUUGGAAAAUGUAACCGUGUUAAUGCAACCAGAGUUGGAUGAUGGAUUUUUGGUUGAGGAGUUUGUUAUUCCAGUACCAACAUUACCAUAUGAUCAACCCAGAUCAGUAUAUGUUGCAUUUAGGAAAGUAAAUCCUGAAGAAUAUCCUCUUGCAAGUUUUUCAAAUACAUUGAAAUUUUUAGUUGAAGAUAUUGAAGUUGUUACUGGUGAUUAUGUUGUUCAGUCAUAUCUUAGUGAUUUCCAAGCUGCUUGGGAACAACUUGGUGAAGAUGGACAAGUGGUUGAAACAUUUGCAUUAACAGCAAUUAAAAGUUUGAAAGCUGCUUGUACAAAAUUAAUUGAUUUACUUGAAAUGAACCCCGUUGAAGAUAGUGGCACACCUCAAUCAAAUAACGUACACACAUUAUUGUUAUCUGGUGUGUUUUUGGGUGGUAGUAAAGUCCUUGCAAAAUGUAUAAUGACAUUUGCCCAAAGUACAGGUGUAACCAUGGAAUUAUCUAUUAGAUCAGAAAAUGAAAAUAUUAGCCGAUAUGUUAUUGGGGCUGUUGUAUGA
Entrophospora candida is the source of this 2652-nucleotide messenger RNA. The record is from the annotation of a GenBank genome assembly. Lineage: Eukaryota; Fungi; Glomeromycota; Glomeromycetes; Entrophosporales; Entrophosporaceae.